This is a messenger RNA of Drechmeria coniospora, 1611 nucleotides long. Its product is annotated as Pleckstrin domain-like protein. The transcript is spliced from 3 exons. NCBI's taxonomy places the organism in Eukaryota, Fungi, Ascomycota, Sordariomycetes, Hypocreales, Ophiocordycipitaceae. The record is from RefSeq and is a predicted model, not a curated record. The coding region runs from base 1 to 1611 and encodes 536 amino acids.
AUGGCCGAAGUACAGAAGACGACCGUCGAGGUCCCCGAGGUGGCCGUCGACGCCGCCGCUCCCGCCGCCGCCGUCGAGGAGGCUGUCGCCCCCGAGACGACCCCCGCCGCCGACGACAAGUCCGCCGACGAGCCUGUCGCCGUUGCCGACGAUGCCAAGUCCGCCGAGAACAAGGACGAGACGACGCCCGUCGAGGAGGGCCACCUGGCUCACAAGGCCCAAGGCGCCAGCUUCCCCAAGAACCUGAUCCCCAGCAAGCAAUUCUUCUUCUUCGGCUCCGACGCCGUCGACGCCAAGUCCCUGGCUCACUACCUGAAGGCGGAGAAAUCCCUCGAGGCGGCCCACAGCAACAUCGCUUGGGCUGCGCACACCGGCAAGGGUCUCCUCUUCAUCGGCGACAAGAAGGCCCCCACCGGCCUCAUCAACCUGGCCGAUGCCACCGAGCCCGAGGUGGACGGUUCCAACAAGUUCCACUUCACCUCCAAGGGUAGCAAGCACAGCUUCAAGGCUGCCUCUGCCGCCGAGCGUGACGGCUGGGUUGCUCAGCUGAAGCUGAAGAUCGCCGAGGCCAAGGAGCUUGCCGUCGCCGUCAGCGAAUCGGACAUGUACAAGAACACCAUCGAGAGCUUCAAGCCCGCCAUCGCCGUCGCCAAGGAGGAGAAGCCCGCCGAGGAGGCGCCCAAACCCGAGGAGCCUGCCGCGACGGAGGCCACGACGGGCGAAGCCGAAGCGGCAAAGGAGGAGCUCAAGGCCGAGGAGCCGCCCAAGCGCCGCUCUGCUAGCCGCAAGCGCGCUUCCUUUUUCGGUUUUGGCAAGAAGGAGGAGAAGAAGGAGGACGCCAAGGCCGAGGAUGUGGCCACCCCUGAGCCUUCCGAGCCUGCGGCCGAGGCCGAGGCCGCCAAGCCCGAGGAGACUUCCGUCGCCGCCGAGGCCCCUGCUGCCGCUGCGGAGAACAAGCCCGCUGAGGAAAGGGCCGCCGAGGACAAGCCCGUCGAGGAGGCCGCCGCGGCCGAGAGCCCCAAGGAGAAGCCCAUGGUCAGCAAGCGCAACAGCUUCUUCGGUACCGUCUUCUCCAAGAAGGAGAAGAAGGCCAUUGACGCCACCCAGACUGCCGAGGAGACCCGCGAGUCUGCUACCGAGGGUGACAAUGUCAUCGUCGAUGCCACGGCUCCCGUGAUCCCUCCCGUCGAGUCGACGGCUCCCCUGGCCGUGGACGUGGCCUCCCCAAGCGCCGCUCCUGCCGAGACGGUCGAAAGCUCUGCCCCCAACAGCGAGUCCAAGAAGGACGUCAAGGAGAAGCGCAAGUCGUCGCUUGCUUUCGCCUUUGGCAAGCGCGACAAGUCGCCCGCGCCCGUCGACGGCGAGGAGAAGCCCGCGAAGAGCGCCUUUUCCAAGCUCCGUGCUACCAUCAAGGGCAAGUCCGCGGCCAAGGCCGAGGACAAGGCUGCCGAUGACUCCGUGACGGAGGCCGCCGAAGAGGCGCCUGCCAGCGAGACGGCGGCCGCCACGGAGGCAGCUGCCGAGGAGACCUCCAAGGCCGCCGAGCCCGAGGUUGAGAACAAGACCGAGAAUGUCGCCGCCGCCGCACCCGUCGUCACCGCUGCUGCUUAA